GGAUUCGAUCUCCUUUUAAAAGACGCAAUAGAAUUCGAACUCCCUUGCACAAAUGUAAACAAUGUCGGCGUCCACGAUGUUCCUCCGGUCUCUUGUAAGGCCUGUGUUGUCUGCAAUUUCCAGCAAUGGCACAGCUUCUAAGACUUUAUUACAGAUUGAAGGAAGAAGCCAUGCAGCAUCCAGUCUCUUCACAAGCACUAGACUAAGGUGCGAAGCUGAGGAAGGAGAGCCUCAAGCAGAACGAGACCCACUGAAAGACCGUUCUAAAAUAGUCCCUGUGGAGACCAGCAUGAAAUACCUGAAAAGUGAUGCUUACAAGACUACCUACGGCACAGACCCAGUAUGGAAGAGAUAUCGCAGAAAUUUUAAGGGAGCCUUUGCACCUCGCCAUACCAGGAAAACAUGCAUA
Messenger RNA from Penaeus monodon (black tiger shrimp), 409 nucleotides. RefSeq names its product 28S ribosomal protein S18b, mitochondrial-like (gene mRpS18B). Gene Ontology annotation, biological process: mitochondrial translation. Gene Ontology annotation, molecular function: structural constituent of ribosome. The record is from RefSeq and is a predicted model, not a curated record. NCBI's taxonomy places the organism in Eukaryota, Metazoa, Arthropoda, Malacostraca, Decapoda, Penaeidae. Gene Ontology annotation, cellular component: mitochondrion; ribosome.